AUGAUCUUCCGGAACAAGACGAUACACAGCCAAGCUCCUCCUCCGCAAAUGCGCAAAAGACGUCCUAUACUGAUCCGCCUCCUCAAGCAGAUGUUGACCUCAUCUCCGAGGCGGGAAGCCCUUCCCUUCGGCUUCGUCGCCGAUGUGCUCUUCCAGAUCAUCAUCAAUGGCGAGGUGAACACCAUCUUGACGCUUUGCCGGUUGAACCGCGCUACAUACGAGACCAUCAAGGUGUUGGAGCCACACAUCUGUGGCUGGUUCAUGCGCUUCCAUGCGAUUGAAUUUGACCCCAUUCUUACCCUUAACCCGUGGACGGGAGAGCAGAGCACACUGACAGUGCACUCCCUCGUAAGGUUCUUCCAGCGCCACAAUAUCGCAAAGGAUUUAUCGCGACAUAUUGUACCAUCAGUCUGGGGACCUUUCUGCGAUGACGGGAAUCCAGAGAUGGACUUUGAAGCGGAGUUACGCCUUGCCAAGCGGUUGGAAAGAGGGUUACACGUUCUCUUUCACAUGGCCGACAUUGCGCGCGACACCGAAAGGCUGAAGCCCAGCAGGAAGCCACUGGCUCCUGUUGUCAGUGGACGUCUCUUCGUGCUCGGCAAGAUGUUAGACGAGUACGAUGAACUGCCCCAGCACAGGAAACAGUUGAUGUCAUUUGAAGAGUACACCAACCACGUUUAUACGGUUCUAAAGUGGGGAUAUGUGGAGGCCGAUAUUGGCCGCAGGCGGCUAGAAUUCCGAGGAUGGCUUGAUGAGCAGACUGAGAUCGACUUUCACGCGUCUCUGCGAAUGCUGCGCGAGCUGAUGGAGCGCAUGCUUCUCCGCCACGGCCCCAAGGACUGGCACCGCGACGCCAAGAACGAAUAUAGCGUCAUAUCCUGGUUUCUCCUGAAACAACCGCCGCGCUCACUGGCGAAGCUGUUCUUGAGUCCUCAGAACGACUGCUGCGAUAUUGAUGUGAAAGCUACUGAUUGCGGUGUUAGGAAAUGCCAUUUCUCAGACCCGCUAGACAAUUACUGGAAAGCCUGGAAAAAUGUGCCCGACCUAGGCUGCCAGGACUGUGACUGCAAGCGACGAGUCAGAAGUUGGAGCGUCAAGCCUGCACUUAUUGAUGCCCGAGGAAGAGAGUUUAAUCGUGCUGCAGAGCGAUACCUGAGGGAGAUGUGGAGUCAGCGACACGUCGGUCUCCAUCGGGCUUUUACCAUGGGCGUUUUUACCACAGUUAUUGGAUGA
Messenger RNA from Aspergillus niger, 1233 nucleotides. RefSeq lists its product as hypothetical. The transcript has a single exon. The record is from RefSeq and is a predicted model, not a curated record. Lineage: Eukaryota; Fungi; Ascomycota; Eurotiomycetes; Eurotiales; Aspergillaceae. Bases 1 to 1233 code for a protein of 410 amino acids.